AUGUAUCAAGCUGCCUGGUUCUUCAGCGGCGCGUGGCUGCAGAACAAGUGCAGCACAUGCCAGCUGCCGCAGCUCCGACGUGCAACAGACGAGCGCAAUGCUUGCCGACUUUUCGUGCGAUUGCUGGGUGCAUCGAUUCCAGGGCUUGCAGAGCCAGGACUGCUCAUGCGAGAGCAUCCAUGUGUGGAAGUGGCAUUUGGUGAUACAGUGAAGGAGUCCGAACCUGCUGAGUACGUCUCUGUGGGUACGCCAACCUUCGGACCAAGUGCCCGAAAGCCAGGUUUGGUUCCGACAGCUCUACAGGAUUGUGAGUGGCACUUCGGCGACACGAUGGUCUUCACCGUUCAGCUGUCGGAGCUCACUUCGUGUGGCCUGUCCCUGCGUGUGCACACACGGAGUGACAUGCGCCUGGGCCCCUUGCAGCUAGACCUGGCCCGGCCAAGCCAAGUCGGUUGCUGCACACUCGACAUGAGGCGUCGGAUCCUUCCAGCAUGCUCUAACCCAAAGGUGGCCCAGGUCGCAAGCAAGGGGGCAAAGGAUGAGGCCCAUGCAGCUUCGCAAGAGAUCUGGGAGUCUGAGCAGAUCUGCUUGCCACUCGUUACAGCCGACGGAGCUGAUGAAGGAGCAUGGCUCCUGGUGAGUUUCGCUCUGUCUGCUAACCCGGCGUCGCUCGAAAAACUGGCUUCCCGGGCAGACAGGACUUUGGUUGAGCGAGUUUCUGAAAGUGUCUCACACUUGGGCCAACAAGCCCAGCCAGCGUUGCAGUGGGCAGCAGAAUGCUGUGCCACUGAAACAGCGAGGAGCUCUCAAGAGCGGAUCGUCGUGUCCAUCCCAGCCAUGGAGCACGAGAACGCGGGAAGCGUGGACUUAGGCCGCAGCCAAACAGGGGCGCCCGAAAACCGGCCAAGCCGGGAGUGUGCUGCUGCACCGCAGCAGGAGAUAGAAGCAGAGCCUGCGCCAGAGCCACCUGCCUUCCCGGAGACGGUUCAGAGCAGGCUCCCAGUUCGGAGCCAGUGCGGAAGAUAUCUCGUUUCACAGACUCCCGCCGGGGCUGCGCCCGGUCCUGCACUGCCCAUGCCGUACACCUUGAACCCAGCUUGGGCAUGGUAUCAGAGGCCGCAGCUCACGCAGAGCGCCAACGGCUUGCAACCUCAAACGUGGGCCUUUCCGCAGCUUCUGAGCUGCAUGCAGGUUGCUCGUGGUCAGCAGUUGACGGCUGUGUGGAGCCUACUGCAGACCUCGCUCCGAGCCACUGCACCCUGGUCCAAGAUCAACCUCUGGAUCUGGUGGCAUAAGGCAAUCUCGGAGGCUCCGGUCCAACUGCCAGAACUCAACACGCAGGACCUUUCCAACACGGCGCAGGCAGCACCACUGCCACUCUUCUGGCAUCUAGGACCUGCCAGGGCGGCAUCUCUCAUCAAGCUUGCUUCCUUCAGGCGGGAGGAAACAGAGAUGCUACUCUGGUCUUUAGCCCCGUGGUGCUGGGAGACAUCCUUGAAGGUGCUGCGUGACAUGGAUCGGACCUCCAGGCUGCGUGCCUUGGGUCAGCCCGGCUGA
Molecule: messenger RNA, 1557 nt
Organism: Symbiodinium sp. CCMP2592
Lineage: Eukaryota; Dinophyceae; Suessiales; Symbiodiniaceae
Source: the annotation of a GenBank genome assembly